Glarea lozoyensis ATCC 20868 is the source of this 2460-nucleotide messenger RNA. Its product is annotated as Nucleic acid-binding protein. NCBI's taxonomy places the organism in Eukaryota, Fungi, Ascomycota, Leotiomycetes, Helotiales, Helotiaceae. Gene Ontology annotation, cellular component: nucleus; MCM complex. Gene Ontology annotation, biological process: DNA replication; DNA replication initiation; DNA strand elongation involved in DNA replication. Bases 1 to 2460 code for a protein of 819 amino acids. The transcript has 4 exons. The record is from RefSeq and is a predicted model, not a curated record. Gene Ontology annotation, molecular function: ATP hydrolysis activity; single-stranded DNA binding; single-stranded DNA helicase activity.
AUGGCACUCCUACAGUUCAGAGCUCCGGUCAAUUAUGAGGAUCACCAAAGUGCAUUCGAAGGCUUCUUGGAACAGUUCAAGUCUGCCCCAGCAGCUUCGAUCACCCAUGCGCUAGGAGGCAUGACCAUCGAUGAGGACGAUCUGAGCGACGAGUAUGACUUUAUGGAUGAGGAUGACGAAGAGCAAAAUACACGCAGGCGUUCACGGGCCCAAGCUCAGGAACCCAAAUUGAAGUAUUUAGAGCUCUUGCAGAGAGUUUCGGACAGAUACGAGGAAGAAAUCACCAUUGAUCUGGACGACGUGGAAGAGUGGGAUCGACAAUUAGAUGAGAAUGAGACACCAAUGAAGCUGGUAGAAUCGAUCGAAACGAAUGCGAAGCAUUAUCUUGAUAUCUUGUCGAAAGCCGUUGACAAGGUCAUGCCACCCCCUACCCGAGAAUUGAAUUACAAGGAUGAUGUCCUCGAUGUCUUGAUGUCGCAAAGGACAGCCCGUAAUGCUGCUCUGACACGGGCCGCCGAUGAGACUACCGACCCAACAGAUGAGCCUGAGCUUUUUCCAGCUGAGCUGACACGAAGAUAUACCCUCAACUUUAAACCACGGACACGGAGCAGAGAACCUUUAAAAGCUCUUGCAGUAAGACAGGUCCGAGGAGAGCAUCUAGGUCAUUUGAUCACAGUACGUGGAAUCACAACACGAGUUUCUGACGUGAAACCAACCGUUGAAGUCAAUGCCUACACCUGCGAUCGAUGUGGUUGCGAAAUUUUCCAACCUGUUGGUUCAAAGACCUUCGGGCCAUUAGUAGAAUGUCCAUCUCAAGACUGCAAAACAAAUCAGACCAAGGGCCAGCUACACCACUCUACGCGAGCUUCCAAAUUCCAGCCCUUUCAGGAAGUCAAGAUUCAGGAAAUGGCAGAGCAGGUUCCAGUUGGUCAUAUCCCGAGAAUGCUAACUAUUCUUUGCCACGGCGCUCUCGUCAGACGCAUAAAUCCUGGAGACGUAGUCGACGUAGCUGGGAUCUUUCUCCCAACACCUUACACUGGUUUCAAGGCUAUUCGUGCUGGUCUUCUGACCGAUACUUACCUGGAAGCCCAACACGUUAUACAGCAUAAGAAGGCUUAUGAAGAUAUGAGCACGGAUAGCAAAAUCUCGCGACGAAUCGAGCAAUACCAAUCUUCUGGUCAUCUAUACGAGUACCUCGCCAAGUCGAUCGCACCUGAGAUCUACGGACAUCUAGACGUCAAGAAAGCUCUUCUGCUACUUCUAGUCGGUGGUGCGACUAAGGUCAUGGGAGAUGGUAUGAGAAUCAGAGGUGAUAUCAACAUCUGCUUAAUGGGUGAUCCUGGAGUGGCAAAGUCCCAAUUGCUUAAAUACAUUACCAAGGUCGCUCCACGAGGUGUAUACACAACUGGUAGAGGUAGCAGUGGUGUUGGUCUUACUGCUGCGGUGAUGAAAGAUCCCGUCACCGAUGAAAUGAUUCUUGAGGGUGGUGCAUUAGUGCUUGCGGAUAAUGGCAUUUGCUGUAUCGAUGAAUUCGAUAAAAUGGACGACAGCGAUAGGACUGCAAUUCACGAAGUCAUGGAACAGCAAACGAUUUCGAUCUCUAAGGCAGGCAUUUCAACAACCCUCAAUGCUCGCACAUCUAUUCUCGCAGCCGCAAAUCCCCUCUAUGGUCGAUACAACCCCCGGAUAUCUCCUGUCGAGAACAUCAACUUACCAGCAGCCCUCCUUUCCCGUUUCGACGUACUUUUCCUCAUCCUGGACACACCAACGCGAGAUACAGAUUCUCUACUAGCUCAGCACGUAAAUUAUGUUCACAUGAACAACAAGCAUCCUGAUACUGAAGGUGUGGUGUUUACACCUACUGAAGUUCGACACUACAUUGCAAAAGCCAGAACUUUCAGCCCAACCGUACCAACCGCAGUCUCGGAAUACAUCGUCAAGGCGUACGUUAAGAUGCGCGAGCAGCAAUCAAGGGACGAGAAAAACAAGAAGCAAUUUGCUCACACGUCUCCUCGUACACUUCUUGGUAUCGUUCGUCUUUCUCAAGCACUUGCUCGUCUUCGAUUCAGCGAGACUGUGGUUCAGGAUGACGUUGAUGAGGCGCUACGUCUCAUUGAAGCCAGCAAAGAGUCGCUCUACCAGGACCAAGAUGGUUACCGAAAGGAUAUGUCACCCAGCUCCCGUAUUUACAACAUGGUCCGCGCGCUUGCUGAGGCAGGACAAUGCAGACCAGCUGAUGCUGAUGACGAUGAUGAAGACUCUUUGGGUAUGGAACUGAGCAUGAAGAAGGUGGAAGACAGAGUGAUCGCCAAAGGUUUCACAAAGGAUCAGUGGCAGACUGCUGUCAUGGAGUACACAAAUCUCGAUAUUUGGCAAACUGCUGGCAACGGUACAAGACUUAUCUUCAUUGUUUCUGAGGCAGCGCAUAUGGCAAGAGACGCAGAGUUGGAAAUGACAUAA